GAAAUGGACGCCCCUCUUGCCACCCCCUGCAACAUCCAGAUUUGUGAGGUCACUUGUGACUCCUUCCGCAUCAUGUGGGACAUGAGCCCCGAGGACAGUGCCAGAGCAACACACUUCUUCAUUGACCUGAGCCGCAAAGAGAGCAGGGACCCCAACCGCUUCAAACACAGGGAUGUGCCAACCAAGCUGGUGGCCAAGGCUGUACCUCUCCCCAUGGCAGUGAGGGGCCACUGGUUCCUCAGCCCACGGACAUUGUACUGUGUUGCUGUCCAAACUGCAGUCCGGCAGCCAGACGGUGACUACCUGGUUUCAGAGUGGAGCCAGGUGGUGGAGUUCUGCACCGGGGACUAUGCCAUGGAACACUUACAGCAGCUUCUCGACAAGGCCAAGGGCUCUGCAGGGAGGCUGCUGAAGUUCUCUGUGUUUUAUCGCAACCAGCACCAAGACUACUUCGACCAAGUCAGUAGGGAAUGUGGAGGCCUGAUGCGCCCAGCCCUGAAAGACAUCAGUGGGAGUCAUGGUUCUCCCAUUAAUGGCAAGCUGCAGGGAGUCUUCUUCAGCUGCAACACAGAGUUCGAUACAGGCCUCCCUCCCAGAGACUCCCCUUACGGCCCCUUGCGUUUCCAGAUCCCAGCUGGUCACCUGCUGAACCCCAACAUCUCACUGUACUUUGCAGACUUCUACUGUAUGUACACAGCCUACCACUAUGUGGUGCUGGUGCUGGCACCUGUUGGCUCAGAGGGAGAUACCUUCUGUCGCACUCGUCUCCCUAUGCUGGACUUGGCCUCCAACCCCUUCCUGACAUACACUGCCCCCCAGAGGCCAGGGGAGGAGCCUCUGUACUGCCAUGCCAGUGACGUCAUCCUUGAAGUGCUUUUCUCAGAGUCGGUUCCAUUGGAUCAGGGAAGCGUGGAUCAGAUCAGUGGGCACCACCAGCUUAUGAGUCUGACAACAGCCAACGCCAAGAAAGACCCGAGCUGCAAAGUGUGCAACAUCAGUGUGGGGCGUUGA
Molecule: messenger RNA, 1011 nt
Organism: Cyclopterus lumpus (lumpfish)
Lineage: Eukaryota; Metazoa; Chordata; Actinopteri; Perciformes; Cyclopteridae
Gene: phyhip
Product: phytanoyl-CoA hydroxylase-interacting protein
Exons: 4
Coding region: 4-1011 (335 amino acids)
Cellular component (GO): cytoplasm
Molecular function (GO): protein binding
Source: RefSeq, a predicted model, not a curated record